GGGCGGGUCAAAGGAGGCGCGGUCUCCCGAGUCCAUGGCGGGGCUCUGGCUGCUUCCCGGCCCUAGCCUGCGGCUUCCGGGGGGCCGACUUUGGCGGCUCCUGCCUCUCGGGCUCGGGGGGUGCGCCCCGGCGGAGGGGACCGCCAGAGUCUGGCUCAGGCAACUCGGCGCGCGGCGAGAGGAGGCGUGGCGGACCUCGGAGCUGGCUCGCAGCGGCGGGGGAAGCCGGCCCUUGAGCACGGGGAUGCCGCCCCCUCCAGGGUCGUCCGGCCCCGAGCCGAAGGGCCGCAGAGACCCCAUGCGCCCCUCCAAGCCCGGGCCGGUUUCCUGGAAGUCUUUGGCAUUCACAUUUGCAAUUGGUGGAGCUUUAUUGGCUGGAAUGAAGUACUUCAAGAAAGAAAAGACAGAGAAGCUGGAGAAGGAGCGGCAGCGAAGCCUGGGGAAGCCUUUGCUGGGGGGCCCGUUUUCCCUCACAACACAUACUGGAGAGCCCAAAACUGACAAAGACUACGUGGGUCAGUGGGUAUUGAUUUAUUUUGGUUUCACUCAUUGCCCUGAUGUCUGUCCAGAAGAACUAGAAAAAAUGAUUCAAGUCGUGGAUGAGAUAGAUAAUAUCCCAACUCUGCCAAAUUUAACUCCACUUUUCAUCACUAUUGACCCAGAAAGGGACACACAAGAAGCCAUCGCAAAUUAUGUGAAAGAAUUUUCUCCCAAACUGGUUGGCCUGACUGGCAGCAAAGAAGAGAUUGAUCGAGUGGCCCGAGCAUACAGGGUGUAUUACAGCCCUGGCCCCAAGGACGAUGAUGAGGACUACAUAGUGGAUCACACAAUAAUCAUGUACUUGGUUGGACCAGAUGGUCAGUUCCUAGAUUAUUUUGGCCAGAACAAGAAGAAUGCAGAAAUUGCAGGUUCGAUUGCCGCGUACAUGCGGGAACACAGGACGAAGGGCUAGCCGGAGCCCCGGUGCCGGCCGCGUGUUCUCUUGCGGAAGAGGAAGAAAGCUUUGUCUCCCGUAGGAGCCAAGAUACACCUGUAUAUACACACGCACACACACAAAUGCAACCUACAGAAUGGCCUUCGCACCCCAAGAGCAUCUUGUCUACUAUCUGAGAGCGGUCCAACCCAAACCGCCGACAGGGCAUGUUACCCUUGGGUUUCGCCAAGAUAGGUCUUGGACCUGUAAAGAUGCAAUGGAACAGUCCCUUGAGCCCAGAGGACCAAGUUAGCAUGAGGCCAGUGGAGGGGACAUCGGGAAGCAGGAAAGGCACAGCAGGUGCAUUUCCCCACGUCAGCAGGGCCCUCGGGUCAGCGUUGCUGCCCCUCGGGUGCCCCGGACCCUUG
Molecule: messenger RNA, 1341 nt
Organism: Callorhinus ursinus (northern fur seal)
Lineage: Eukaryota; Metazoa; Chordata; Mammalia; Carnivora; Otariidae
Gene: SCO1
Product: synthesis of cytochrome C oxidase 1
Biological process (GO): mitochondrial respiratory chain complex IV assembly
Source: RefSeq, a predicted model, not a curated record